This is a messenger RNA of Aureobasidium vineae, 1332 nucleotides long. Lineage: Eukaryota; Fungi; Ascomycota; Dothideomycetes; Dothideales; Saccotheciaceae. The record is from the annotation of a GenBank genome assembly.
AUGUCGAACGUCCCUGCCCAUCUCCCCGGUGACCUUGGCGAGCAUGACCCUCGCCGUGAGGCCCACCCCGUCGGCAACGAGCCCGGCUCUGGUGGUCACGAAGUCAAGCUUGGGUCCAACGAGGCCAAGGGCAUUGAGCACGGUGCCACUGCCGCCGAGCACAGCAACAACAACAACCCCAGAUCAGACAACACUGCUGAGCAGGCCUUCAACGGUGGCAGCGUCGAGAACAUGGACCGUCAGAAGCGUCAACAAGCAUCAGACAUCCCCGGCGGCCGCACUGGCCACGACGAGACCAACCGCGGCGACAACUACGGCAGCGGUCUUACCGGUAACACCGGUUCCGGCCUGACUGGUUCCGGUCACCACCACGACCACUCUCACACUCACCACCACGGCUCGACUGGCUCGGGUUUGACCGGCGGUCUUCCUCAGUCUGGCAUUGAGCCCAUCUCUGGUGUUAGAGGCGCCGGUUCCUCUGGCUUCAGCGGCUCCGACCCCCAGGAGCGUCACCAGCUCCACCACGGCACUGCCCACCACGCCCACGACUUCAGCCACCAGCACAACACCCGCACUGGUGAACUCCUCGACCCUGCCAGCGGUAGAGACACUGGCAUUCCCGGCUACGCUGGCGGUGCCUCUGGUCUGACCGGCUCGCACACCGGCACUGGCUUGACCGGCUCGCACACUGGUACCGGUCUUACCGGCUCAAACACCACUGGCUACGGCCAGACUGGCUUCGGCCAGACUGGCUCCACCGGCGAGCGUCUCAGAGAGGACGUCCGUGAGGGUGAGCGUGGCCUCACCGGCUCUCACACCGGCUCGGGUCUUACUGGCUCGCACACUGGUACCGGCCUUACCGGUUCGCACACUGGCACCGGUCUUACCGGCUCAAACACCACUGGCUACGGCCAGACUGGCUUCGGCCAGACUGGCUCCACCGGCGAGCGUCUCAGAGAGGACGUCCGUGAGGGCGAGCGUGGCCUUACUGGCUCUCACACCGGCACCGGUCUUACCGGCUCAAACACCACUGGUUACGGCCAGACUGGCACCACCGGUGACCGCCUCAGAGAGGAUGUCCGCGAGGGCGAGCGUGGUCUUACUGGCACUUCCACCGGCCACCACGGCUCGACCGGCUCAGGCCUGACUGGCUCUCACACUGGUCAGCACGAGACCACUGGCGAGCGCGUCAGAGACGAGGUCCGUGAGGGCGAGCACGCCACCGGCCACAACACCACCGGUACCACUGAGCACAAGAAGGCUUCCCUUUUGGACAAGCUCAACCCCCUCAAGGACUCUGACGGUGACGGCAAGAAGGGUUUCAUGAAGUAA